Messenger RNA from Papilio machaon (common yellow swallowtail), 1041 nucleotides. RefSeq names its product pre-mRNA-splicing factor 38 (gene Prp38). The record is from RefSeq and is a predicted model, not a curated record. Lineage: Eukaryota; Metazoa; Arthropoda; Insecta; Lepidoptera; Papilionidae. Bases 101 to 1015 code for a protein of 304 amino acids. The transcript has 2 exons. Gene Ontology annotation, cellular component: precatalytic spliceosome.
UUCGUACUAAGUUUGCAUUUUAAAUGUAGCAACACUAAAACUACGUCGACUGUCAAAGUCAAGUUCCAAUUGACAAGUUGGGGCUCACGCCGCCGCCAAAAUGGCGAACCGGACAGUAAAAGAUGCAAAAUCAAUUCGGGGAACAAAUCCUCAAUAUCUUGUGGAAAAGAUAAUAAGAUCGCGCAUAUACGAUUGUAAAUAUUGGAAGGAAGAAUGUUUUGCGUUAACAGCGGAGUUACUUGUCGACAAGGCGAUGGAACUACGAUAUGUUGGUGGUGUGCACGGUGGCUUCAUUUAUCCCACUCCGUUUUUGUGUUUAGUUUUAAAAAUGUUACAGAUACAACCUGAAAAAGAUAUUGUAGUUGAAUUUAUUAAAAACGAGGAGUUUAAAUAUGUGCGAGCGUUAGGUGCAUUCUAUAUGAGACUCACAGGAACCUCUGUUGAUUGUUACAAGUAUUUAGAGCCACUUUAUAACGAUAAUAGAAAACUGAGGCGUCAAAAUCGCCAGGGUCAGUUCGAGAUAGUUCAUAUGGAUGAGUUUAUAGAUGAAUUACUACGAGAAGAACGAUUAUGUGACGUUAUUUUGCCGAGGAUACAGAAAAGGCAUAUAUUGGAAGAGAAUAAUGAAUUAGAACCUAAAGUAUCUGCGUUGGAUGAUGAUCUUGAUGAAGAUAUGCCAUCAGAUGAUGAAAUUAUUGAUACAGAAGCCAAAGAAAACAAAAGAGAAAAGGAAAGGCGGGAUAAAGACAGGCGUAGAGACAGAUCAAGGGAUAGAGACAGGAGGGAUAAAGAUCGUAAACGAGAAAGAUCUAGAAGCAGAGAUCGUGAUCGUAGACGGGAAAGAGAAAAAGAGAGAGAAAGGGAGAAGGAGAGGGAAAAAGAAAGGGAGAAAGAGAGAGAACGAGAACGGGAAAAGGAGAGAGAUCGCUUACGAGAGCGUGAAAGGGAGAGGGAAAAGGAUAGACGAGAAAGAGAUAGACACGAAGGAGAUAGAAGACGAGGUGGCAGAUAUUAGUAAUUUAAGGUAUUAAAUAAUAUGAC